AUGUCAAUAUCGAGUACAGCCGCCAAGGUCAACAUCACCGGCGUCACCUGCGGCCCGGGUCACGGCAUCAGCAUCGGCAGCCUUGGCCGGUACAAGGACGAGAAGGACGUGACUGACAUCAUGGUGAAGGACUGCACUCUCAAGAAGUCGAACAACGGCGUCCGGAUCAAGGCGUACGAGGACGCCAAGUCGGUGCUCACGGCCUCCAAGAUCCACUAUGAGAACAUCAAGAUGGAGGAUGCAGUGAACCCCAUCAUCAUCGAUAUGAAGUACUGCCCCAACAAGAUUUGCACUGCAAGCGGAGGCUCCAAGGUCACCGUCAAGGACGUGUCCUUUAAGAACAUCACAGGUACGUCCUCCACACCCGAGGCCGUCAGCCUACUCUGCACCGACAAGAUCCCAUGCAGCGGAGUCACCAUGGACAAUGUCAAUAUCGAGUACAGCGGCAAAAACAACAAGACCAUGGCCGUCUGCAAAAACGCCAAGGGUAGCGCCACGGGCUGCCUCAAGGAGCUCGCCUGCCUCUGA
Messenger RNA from Panicum hallii, 528 nucleotides. Its product is annotated as exopolygalacturonase-like. The transcript has a single exon. The record is from RefSeq and is a predicted model, not a curated record. NCBI's taxonomy places the organism in Eukaryota, Viridiplantae, Streptophyta, Magnoliopsida, Poales, Poaceae. Gene Ontology annotation, biological process: carbohydrate metabolic process. Gene Ontology annotation, molecular function: polygalacturonase activity. Bases 1 to 528 code for a protein of 175 amino acids.